Alternaria triticimaculans is the source of this 870-nucleotide messenger RNA. RefSeq lists its product as uncharacterized. The transcript has 2 exons. Bases 1 to 870 code for a protein of 289 amino acids. The record is from RefSeq and is a predicted model, not a curated record. Lineage: Eukaryota; Fungi; Ascomycota; Dothideomycetes; Pleosporales; Pleosporaceae.
AUGCAGCCUGACCGGCUGAUCAAAGCCCUCACCAUCACCGUACAGAUCAUCAUCAGCCUUGUCCUCUUCGCCAUCGUCCUCCCAUUCUUCAUUUUGUGGCGUGCCCCAAUAAGCCUCCUCUACUUCACCAAGAACGAAAAGCCACAAGAAAAGAACGCAGACCAAGAGAGAGAAAGGCUGCAAGGCCUGCCAGCGGACGAGGAAGAAGAAGAACCGAAACCACCCCCACCUCCAGACCUCCACGAGCGCGCCCUCGCACCCUACACAGAACGCUGGACAGCCUUCAAGGAUCUCGGCAUCAACAAACCCCUCGUAGCCCACUGGUCACGCGUAGCAUGCCUCUCCCUCCUCACGGUACAAACCACGCUCACCCUCGCCCUCCUCGAAAAGUCGCUCGUGUAUCACAUCCCCUGGUUCGUUGCACAUCUCUCAGACACAGAAUACAAGACGUUGAAGAAGAAACUCUGGCUUAAUGACCUCUUGCUGCAUGUAGCCUGGCUACUUAUGACAUGUGCGCCUGUUGUAGGUUUAUUAGGCGUGGGCCUGGGUAUUGCGUAUUACAUGUCUAAAGCGCGGGAGCUGGAAGCUUCGCCGUAUGGAUAUCCAGGGUAUAGUGAGGAUAUCCUCUUCGAGCAGCCUGGAGACACGGCGGGUGGGUAUCAAGAUCCGGUCCAGCAAACGCCGCCUGUAGUGGUCCAGCCUCCGGCACCGGCGGCAAGGUUUGAUAAGAACCCUUAUACUUUGGCUGGUAUUGCGUCGAUCUGGACUGGUCAGAAGGAGAAAAUGAAGGGUGGCUACGACGGGAGAGAUGUCAGGAAGCGAAACUUCGCUGACGAUAUUGAGAUGGCGGAGUGGGUGGGUAGGAAGUAA